AUGGAAAAUCAAAAGGUGCAGAAAAAACAGUGUGAUCUGAAAACAGAUCUGAACUUACUGCUUGAAUGCCUUAAAUAUCAGAUGGACUGCCCUGUAUCUCAGAAAGAGGCUUUGAUCACUAUUUAUUCAAUUUGUCAACAAAACAGUGAAGCAAGUGAAUAUUUUCGAGAAAUUGGUGGUUUGAUGUUUAUAAAUGAUCUUGCAAAGUCAAGUGCUCAUUGCAUAGUAAAGGAAGCAGCUUUAUUUACAUUAGGAAUUAUAAUAGAGAGUAAUGUUUAUUGUCAACAAACUUUGUGUACUUCUGCAUUGUUUGAAGACCUCAUUUUAUUUUUAAUUAACAAGGAUUCUGGUGUGAAUUUGAAAAGAAUGUCUGUUUAUGUCAUCUUAGUGCUGGUUUCAAAUAAUAAAAGUGGGCAAACCUAUGUCAGAGAUACAGGCUGCAUUAGUCUUCUGCUACAGUUAUUCAGAACAACUCUUUCCACAUCUGAGGUGAAUCUGUCAGAUGAAAAUACCAAUCAGUGCUAUCAGCUGUGGUCUUCAGUCUGCAGUACUCUCUGUGCCUGUGUUAACAAUCCUCAGAAUGAAGACAAUCAAAACAUUUGCUGUUCAGUUUUUCCAUAUGCCAAAGCGUGGCUCGAAAGCUGCACAGAGCCCGAGAUAGUUCGUCCCAUUUGUUCGUUUGUUGGUCUCACAGUUGCAAAUAACACAUAUGUACAGAAAUAUUUUGUUUCUGUUGGAGGAUUGGAUACAUUAGCUAAAGUUCUCGUCAAGCUAAUGCAUGAUUCCUGCAUGAGUCACUCCAACACAAAACUGGCAGUAGUAGUAACAAAGACUCUGGAUGCCUGCAUUGCUAAUGACUCUGCCAUAGGUGUUGUCCUGACAAAGUAUCACACUGUGUCAGAGCUACUGAAGCUGCUGUCCAAUGACACUCUGGAUGCAGGAGAAAAAAUUAGUAUUAUUCUAACCAUUGGACAUUGUACUGAAGUUUGUGAAGAAAACCAGUGUGAACUGCUCCAGAACAAUGGUCUUCCACUUAUGAUUCAGGUAUUAACCGAGUCUCAGGAUGAAGAACUAAACAAAGCUGCUACUUUUGUGCUGCAAAACUGCAAACAAAUGACUGAAAAAUUGUCCCUGAAAAUAAAUGAUAAUUCAUUAAAUGUGAACAAUGCAGAAGAGCUGGAUGUGCAAGUCAGAAAAAGAAGUCUACAAGACUACUGGAAGAAAGCAAAAGAAAUUUUACACAGAAUAAACUUGAUUGAAAAAGAACAUUAUGAGGAAAAAGUGCAAGGAAGAGUAUUUGUAGACAAAUCUUCAGAAGCCAAUAUUGAAGCAUCGAAAUAUCAUGAAGUGAAUCCUGCUAAUGCACAAACUUAUAUAGAAGGAACACACAAAGUAGUACAUUUUCCACAGUUGACUUCUAAGUUGGGUGUUCAAGUUCAUGCUCCAUCUGUAAAUUUAUCUCCACUGAAAAAUGAAAUAGUGAACACCAUGGAUCCAGUAAAUGCUUCUACUAGACAAAGUCAACAGAGUAAUAUUCCACGUAACAACCUGCAAACAGACCGUGUACUUCAGAGUCACGGUAUAAAUGAAAAAACUGCUUAUGUAAAAAAUAAUUCUAUUCUUCAAGUAAGUGAACACUUAUUUAAACAACCAGCAGAGACUGUUAAAAAUAUGAAACAGACAUGCACAUCAGAUCAACUUUCAUUCUACUCAAAGAUAACCAAGGAAGAAAAAAGUACUUCAGCUGUAUCUGCAUCCCAUAAAAUGGCAGAUUUAAGGUGUUUAGGUUGUACAGCAGGAGGACUGUCCUUCAAUAGUAAAACCUUUACCAAGAUGUUGCAAAGUUGCCGAUACCAGUGUGACCAUCACAAAGUCAUUCUGGAAGCUGAAGAAAGAUAUAAAAAGGAACUUCGCAAAUUGGCUGUUUGUAACAACAGUAGAUGUGCAACUUAUGAGAAAAUACUGCUGACACCAGUGAAGAAGGAAAGACUGCGUACAGAAAUACCAACUUUUAGGAGCAAAAUGGCUAGUUUCCAAAGUAUUCUUUUGACUCCAAUUAGAAAAAACAAAUCGAAUACUUCAAAUAGAGAUGAACGUGGUAAAAAUACUAGGUUGACUGAUGACUAUAACUUGAUACCUACGUAUGAAAACUCUUUCAAAAAACCCCAAAAUGCUAACUUGAAGAGAAAAAGAGUCAAAGAAAUGUGCAUCCGGGAAUGCCAGCGCUUAAAAGAAAAUUGCAUAUAUUCGCUUGACAAAGAUAAGAACGAUGAAGUAUGUCCCCUGGAUGUGAACACAAGAACUUUAAACAAGAGGAGAAGAAGAACCCGAAAAGAUUUCACAACUGAAGAAGUUAACAGUCUUUUAAAUGGAGUAAAAAAAAUGGGUAAUCACUGGAAUUUAAUUUUGUGGUCUUAUCCAUUUCAGAAAGGACGGACAAACGUUGAUCUUUCCAAGAAAUACUACAGAUUACAGUUGCAA
Antrostomus carolinensis (chuck-will's-widow) is the source of this 2481-nucleotide messenger RNA. It is a transcript of the gene TERB1, whose product is annotated as telomere repeat binding bouquet formation protein 1. The record is from RefSeq and is a predicted model, not a curated record. Gene Ontology annotation, biological process: meiotic attachment of telomere to nuclear envelope; homologous chromosome pairing at meiosis. The transcript is spliced from 19 exons. The annotation marks the transcript as partial. Lineage: Eukaryota; Metazoa; Chordata; Aves; Caprimulgiformes; Caprimulgidae.